CCUGGCUCUCGCAGCCCGUCCUCGUCCUCGAGCAGUGACUGCCCAGGCACCGAACUCUGGGUGCCGCGUCCCGCCUCGUCCUGCGGCGCAACUUUCCCUCCGGAGCUGGGCUCCCUGCCCCCAGCUCUGCUGACUCGGGCGAAAGAGGCAGAGGCAGGUCCCUGCUCCCAGCCUGCCGGGCCAGGGACCCGGAGCGAGCCAGCGGGCAGGGCCAGCACAGCGCCUAGCCCCGCGCACGCCUCGCGCCCCACCGUGCCAGCCGAGGGCUCGUGCCACCCUUGCCCUGCGCCCGCCGGCCCUGGCCAGGCUCGGGGAGGAACGAUGCGCCCCGGACGCUGCUGCCCCUGGGCCAGGGGCCGUGCUGCUGCCCUGCUGCUCCUGCUCGCAGCCCUCUCCUCCCACCCCGCACUCGGGGAAAGGGGGCGGAAGAAGGUCGUCCACGUGCUGGAGGACGACAGCGGGGCGGUGGUGGUGCAGACGGCACCGGGGAAGGUGGUGACGCACCGGGGCGGCACCAUCAUCCUGCCCUGCCGCUACCACUACGAUGUGUCGGCCCAUGACCCCGACGAGAUCCGCCUCAAGUGGACCAAGGUGACGGAGCCCAUGGCCUUCGUGGAUGUCUUCGUGGCCAUGGGCAAGGAGCGCCGCGCCUUCGGGAGCUACCGGGAGCGCACGGCCCUGCAGGAGGACGGCCCCGGCGACGCCUCCCUCAUCAUCCGCAACGUCACGCUGCAGGACUACGGGCGCUACGAGUGCGAGGUCACCAACGAGCUGGAGGACGACGCUGGCAUGGUCAAGCUGGACCUGGAAGGUGUGAUUUUCCCCUACCACCCGCGCCUCGGGCGCUACUCUCUCAACUACCACGAAGCGCAGCAGGCAUGCCUGGAGCAGGACGGCAUCCUGGCCUCCUACGACCAGCUGCACCAGGCCUGGCUGGAGGGCCUGGACUGGUGCAAUGCGGGCUGGCUGGACGACGGCUCCGUGCAGUACCCCAUCUCCCGGCCCCGGGAGCAGUGCGGCCGCAAGGACACGCCCGUUGGCGUCCGCAAUUACGGCUACCGGCACAAGGACGACGAGCGCUACGAUGCCUUCUGCUUCACCUCCAACCUCAACGGCAAAGUCUACUUCCUGAAGACCUACCGCAAGCUGAGCUACCCCGAGGCCGUGCAGGCCUGCAAGGACAACAGGGCAGUGGUGGCCAAAGUGGGGCAGCUUUACGCCGCCUGGAAGAUCCAGCUGCUGGACCGGUGCGAGGCCGGCUGGGUGGAGGACGGCAGCAUCCGCUACCCCAUCGUCAACCCCCGGGCGCGCUGCGGGGGCCGUGAGCCCGGCGUCCGCAACCUGGGCUUCCCGGACAAGAAGUACAAGCUCUUCGGGGUCUACUGCUUCAAGAAGGCGGGCGAGGUGGCCCCCAAGCAGGUGUCCAGCAAGGGGAGGCCUCUCUGGGUGUGAGGGGCAGGGGCUGUCCCCCCAGCCCGGACAGCGCUGCUCCUGCAGCCAUCAGACACGUGCUCCAGCGGGAGACGGCGACCGCAGCAACUGCCCCCUCCAGCCCCCAGCUCCUGGCAGGGAGGACCACGGCCCUGGCCACGGAGCAGCGGGACCCGGCUCCUGGCUGCCAGAACUGCACGCAGGAUGGGAGCCCCCUCUCCCGCUUCCCGUGGCAGGGACAGUCCCGGGCGCAGCAGGCCAAGGAGGGCGCUGGCAGGAGGUCCUCGCCCCGCACAAGGGCAGCGAGGCUCCAUGCAUGGGGGGGUCAUUCUGCAACCGCUGCCCCUCACCGCCCUGCCCUGCCCUGCAUCGCCCGCGCAGCCAGACUCCUCUGCGGCGGUCUCCUCCUCCACUGGGGCUUGGAGCACCCCUCCCAGGCGUCCUCUGCUUGCACAGGGGCCAGGCUGGCCCAGGCCGCUGUCCUGCAGCUUCCAGAGCCUCCUCCUCUACCCAGGUUGGGUUGGGCAGACCUGGCAGCACUGCGGCUGGGGCUGGCAGAGACCUUGCUGUGCUUCUCAGAGACCUGUGGGGUCAGGGCCUGCAAGGGCCCAAGGCUGCCCCAGAGCCAUGCCCUGGUGAUGACCCUCCACUGAGCAUGGCCUGGAGGCCAGCGAUGCCAUGCAGAUGGACGAGCCAGAGGAGCGCAUGAGGCACAAUCCCUGCUGGGACAUUGCCCCUGCCCACCCCCCCCUCUGUGCCUCUGCCCUGUACCAUGCACUUUUCAAAGGAAGCUGAGGAGGAAACUCAGGCCCAGAGAGAGGAAGACCCUGGGUGUGCUCAUGCCCAGGCCAGUGCCCUGCCAGGGGGCACAGAGCCAUGGCAGAAGCUCAGCCUGCUGCCCCCUCACUGCCUCUCCGAGGAGGAUGGGCACUGCCCGCUGGUGCAGACUCAGCACGUCUGGACCCAUCUCCCCAAUGCCGCCCUACCAGAGAGCAGGACCCAGAGGAUGACCGCUGGGGAGGCCCAUGCGGGUGGCCUGGCUGCAGCUUCCCUUGGCCGAGUUACACCCAGGGGUCACAGAGCUUUUUCCAAGGGCUGGACAUCAGUCCGACUUCCUCAUGACAGCCCGGGCACAGCACCAGCCUCCCUGCCCCGAGGGCACGGCCUGCAUGGGGCUCAGCUCUACAGGGUCAGUCACCACUCUGGGUCCGUCUGCCCGGCUCCAGCUCUGAGACGCCUGCCAUAGCCAGCACCGGGACCAUGGGGCAUUGUCAUGUGGGACCCCAUCCUGCCAGGGGCUGAGGGCCUUCCUCUGGUGGGCCCAGACCUGCAUGUCAGACUGAGAGUGAGGGGAAGGGCCCAUGGUAAGAGCACCGGGUCUGGCUCUGGGUUCAGGGGGAGGUUACCCGGUGCCCGGGGUGGGGACCUGCCUUCCUGCCGCCCUGCAGAUCCCCCGGGUGGGCGCGUGCCAGGGGCUCAUGAGCCCCUCCUGUCCCGCUGCUCCUCCUUGCUCGUAGCGCGGUGCCCACCCUCCCCGCUGCAUGCAGGUGGCCGCCUUCCCCCAGUGGCAGAGCCGCUGGACUCGCUGCAACGCUGCCCAUGCAUGCUUUGGGUGCUAGCUGCAUGGCCUGCAUGCAUCGCUGUGCGAGGCCCUGCUAGACACUGCCAGGGAGGAGAGAGGAGGGGCCCAGUCGCUGGGGGUUGCUUUCAGCUCCGCCGGGGCUCCCUGCCCGAGCCGGGUUGGGGGUCAGGUGGGUGGUGGCUGUGGUGCCAACACCAGCUCUAGACACAAUAAAGACCUGGCAGCUAAUGGAGACCCAUGGGCUCCCGCCUCUCUCUCCUCUGCAGCCUCCCCCACGCACUUCCCUCCUCACUCCCCGGUGCCUCCAGUGGGUCCCUCUCCAGGCUGGCACCCCAAUGCCCGCUGACACUUGAGGGUGGGCCCUGCACCCAGCCCAGCUCCAGGGAGGGUACAGGGCUGGGAUGCAAUAUCCAGGCUCCGGCGCGGUGGGGGCAGGCACCCAGGGAGGGUGCCCCGCCAUGGGGCAGUGCCCUGGGACACUCCCCUUGCCUAGCGCACAGCAGCAGCCGCCCCCAGGGGGGCUGCAUCGCUGGAGGGUCUGGUUCUUCUCUCUUGCCCAGUGGCAGUGGGUGGGACACGGUGGCAGCGUGGGGCCCAGCGCUUCUGUGUGUCUAUGUGCGUGUGUGUGUGCAUGUGUGUGUGCACGUAUGUGCGUGUGCAUGUGUGCGUGCACGCACCGAUCCACCCUCAGGGAGCUCCUCCCCCUCCUCCCUUGCUGUAGCUGGGCCCAUUUGGCCUUCACCUCCUGCUGGGGUGGGGUGGGGAGGGGGGGCACCAGAGGCCCCAGGCAGCGCCCACGUCUGGUUUCCCCUCUUCCUGGUGAUGCCUUUGGGGGACGGGGCUGCCAGCCCUGCUGCCCCAUGUCCUGGGCAAGGCAGUGGCAGCUCACCCAGACACCAUCCCGCUGCUGUCUUUGCCCCGAACCCAGACCCUGCCCCCUGCCCAGAGCUGAGCAGAUACACCUGGCAAACACCCCACAGCCAGCCCCGGCUCAGCCCCAUCUGCCCCCAGAGCCAGCCGCAGGCAGAUGCCCCCAGGGCAGGGGAGUCUGCCCCGGCUCUCGUCCCCCACCAAUCCGUGCCCCAGAUACGAGGGAAAGACACGGGCUAAAAAUAAACGAGGAGCUGGGGGGACUGGGCCGGAGGAUCCAUGCGUGUGCAGGUGCCACGCUCCGGGCACCUCAGCUCCCCUUCCUGCAAUGGGCAUUGCUCGCAGGCCCAGAUGAACCGAAGGGGCUGCACUGCCCCCCUGUCUGACCCCUCCUGUCUAGUCCCCCCUA
Molecule: messenger RNA, 4292 nt
Organism: Alligator mississippiensis (American alligator)
Lineage: Eukaryota; Metazoa; Chordata; Crocodylia; Alligatoridae
Gene: HAPLN4
Product: hyaluronan and proteoglycan link protein 4
Exons: 5
Coding region: 322-1452 (376 amino acids)
Biological process (GO): cell adhesion
Molecular function (GO): hyaluronic acid binding
Source: RefSeq, a predicted model, not a curated record